Lemur catta (Ring-tailed lemur) is the source of this 3150-nucleotide messenger RNA. Its product is annotated as zinc finger protein 677-like. Gene Ontology annotation, biological process: regulation of DNA-templated transcription. The transcript is spliced from 6 exons. Lineage: Eukaryota; Metazoa; Chordata; Mammalia; Primates; Lemuridae. The record is from RefSeq and is a predicted model, not a curated record. The coding region runs from base 107 to 2317 and encodes 736 amino acids.
GCGGAUCGAGCGGACGCUGGGGCAAAGUCGGAUUAACUUCUCAAUAGUGAUCUUGCUUGAGAAAGGAACCAGAGGAGGAGGAAGAGGAAAGAAAGAGGAGUCAGGAAUGGCUCUUUCUCAGGGUCUGUUGACAUUCAGGGAUGUGGCCAUAGAAUUCUCCCAGGAGGAGUGGGAAUGCCUGGACCCUGCUCAGAGGACUUUAUACAGGGACGUAAUGUUGGAGAACUACAGGAACCUGGUCUCUGUGGGUGGAGAUAACUUCCCUCCAGAAGUCAGGAUCUACCCCAUAUCAUCCUCCUGCAUGCAUAAGUGCCCCUUGAAGCCAGAUAUUGGUCAGCAUGUCUCAAGAUGCAGAGAUGAGCCAUCAAUCACAGAUAUCUCUACUAGGUAUGUGAUCAAGGAAUUUUUAGCAAAAGAGAAUAUUAAUAAAGGAGAUUUAUAUCAUCCAGUUCUUUUGGAAGGACAUGAAAACCAUUGCACUGAGGAUUUUGACUUCAGGGAAGCUUGGGGAAAUGUGUAUGAAUUUAAGAGUAAGUGUGGGUAUGAAGAAGGAAAUUCCAAAGGAAUCCUCACAACUGAUAACAUAAGUCUUAGUGGUAGAAAAGAUCAUCAAGACAGCAAAUCCUAUAUUAAUUUACCUUUAAAGCAGAGUGUUUCUGUAAAAAACACUACAACUCAGUAUUACAAGCAUGGAAAGUCAUUUUUAAGGAAUUUGUUAAAAAUAAAUAAUAACAUAGUCUGUGCAGGAAACAAGUAUAUGAAAUGUUUUGAAAAUGGGAUUGGAUUAAGCUUUCAUGUUAAAACCAACAUUUGUCAUAAAUAUAAGAAGAUUUUUUUUAAUACUUCAUUGCUUACUCAGCAGCAGAAAACACACAGAGAAAAACCAUAUAAAUGUAAUGAAUGUGGGAAGACUUUUAACCAAUAUUCAGUUCUUCUGAGUCAUCAGAGAAUUCAUUCUGAGCAGAGACCUUACAAAUGUAAUGAGUGUGGUAAAGCUUUUAAGCAGUUCUCAAACCUCACAAGACAUCAAAGAAUCCAUACUGGAGAGAAACCAUAUAAAUGUAAUGUGUGUGGCAAGGACUUUAAUCAAAAUUCUCACCUUGUAAAUCAUUGGAGAAUUCAUACUGGAGAGAAACCCCACAAAUGUAAUGAAUGUGGUAAGGCUUUUAUCAAAUGUUCAGAUCUUUGGCGUCAUGAGAGAAUACAUACUGGAGAGAAACCUUACAAAUGUAAUGAAUGUGGUAAGGGUUUUACCAAACGCUCUUAUCUGUGGGAUCAUGAGAGAAUUCAUACUGGAGAGAAACCAUACAAAUGUAUUGAAUGUGGCAAGGUGUUUAGGCAGUGGUCUACCCUCAGGAUUCACCGAAGGAUUCAUACAGGGGAGAAACCUUAUAAAUGUAAAGAAUGUGGCAAAGCCUUUAAGCAGUGCUCACACCUUACCAAGCAUCAGAAUAUACACCAUGGAGAGAAACCAUACAGAUGUAAUGUGUGUGGCAAGGCUUUUAUUCACAUCUCAAGCCUUAUGAAACAUCAGAGAAUUCAUACUGGAGAAAAGCCACACAAAUGUAGUGAAUGUGGUAAGGGUUUUAUCCAAAGUUCAAGUCUUGUGGAACAUCAGAGAAUCCAUACUGGUGAGAAACCUCAUAAAUGUAAUGAAUGUGGCAAAGCCUUUACUGUGCGUUCAAGCCUGACUAAACAUAAGAAAAACCAUACGGGACAGAAACCUUAUAAAUGUAAUGAAUGUGGUAAAGCAUUUACACAACUUGUACAUCUUACUAGACACCAGAAAACACAUACUGAAAAGAAACACAAUGAAUCUGGUACAUGUGAUAAUGGUUUUAUUCAAAGUUCAAGCCUGGGGGAUCAUCAGAAAAUUCAUGAUAGAGAGAAAUCUUACAAAUGUAAUGAAUGUGGCAAAUCCUUUAACUGGUGUUCACGCCUUACUCGACAUCAGAGAAUCCAUACUGGAGAGAAACCAUAUAAAUGUAAUGUAUGUGGCAAGGCCUUUAGCCAAAAUUCAAAUCUUACAAUUCAUCAGAGAAUUCAUACUGGAGAAAAACCUUACAAAUGUAAUGAAUGUGGCAAAGCCUUUAAACAAUAUUCAAGCCUCACUAGACACCAAAAUAUACAUCCUGGAGAGAAACCACACAAAUGUAAUGAUUGUGGUAAGGCUUUUAUCAAACGUUCACACCUUUGGGGUCAUGAGAGAAUUCAUAUUGGAGAAAAGCCAUACAAAUGUAUAGAAUGUGGGGAGGUCUUUAGGCAGUGGUCUGAUUUCAGGAUUCACCAAAGAAUUCAUACUGGAGAGAAAACUUAGAAAUGUAAUGAGUUGGGGGUAUAUAAUUUACCCACUUCUCACGAUGGACUGCAGCUCAGAGAAUUUAUAGUAGUAUAGACUAUAUAGUCUCUAGUCCUAGAAUACAGAUCAACCUCUGAUGUCAAAUUCUUCAAAGUAAUUAAAUGUCAGAAUCAUUUGAAAGUCCUGAGAUGAUGAAUGUUGGUGGAGCAGGAUUUAUGGAAAGGUACCAUUCAUUUUAAAAAUAGGUAGUGCCCCCUUAUCCAUGAGGAAUAUGUUCCAAGAAUCCCAGUGGAUUCCUGAAACCAUGGAUGCUACUGGACCGUAUGUAUGUAGCCAUAAGUUUUGCAAUUUCAGGUAUGAUACUCAAACUAACAAAUUCUUUUUUCUUCACAAUGCAUAGAAGGUUUAUUUUUACAGAUAUUAGCAACCUCAGCAUAUGAUUAUUUUUUUAAAUUAAGAGUUUUUACCUUUUUGCUUAAAGGAAGCACGUUGCAUCUUCUCUUUGGCAUGUCCAAAUUGACAGCAUCAUUCUUGCUGUUUGGAGCCAUUCUUAAGUAUGAUAAGGUUAUUUGAAUACAAGCAGUGUGAUACUAUGAAAGUUGUGUGAUAACUGAGAUGGCCACUAAGGGACUAAUGGGUGGGUAGUGUAUACAAUUUGGAUACUCAUGACAAGGGGAUGAUUCAUGUUCCAGAUGGGAUGGAGUGGGAUGGCAAAAGAUUUCAUUACACUACUCAGAAUGGUGUGCAAUUUGAAAAUUAUGGAUUGUUUAUUUAGGGAAUUUCCAUUUGAUAUUUUUUUACUUCUGUUGACCAUGUGUAACUGAAACUGCAGAAAGUGAAACUGCAGAUAA